AUAAGUCUCCUUAGUGCACCAUCUCAGCUUCCUUUACUUUACACUUGCACAAUAUCUUCGGUGGGGGGCUGGGACCUACAACAACGUCGCAAUUCAUCAAGUAGGAUCAUCAGUGCCCUCUAAAAACUCUAGGCCCUAUGGAUAAUGACUAAACUACACCUCAAGCGCACUCCUGCAGAAGAAGCAGAGCGAGCACGACGGAAAGCCCGAAAAGCUGCACGAAGGGCCCAUAAAUCGCACACUGUGAGCGACGACCACGACUCAGACUCUCGUCAUGGCUCUUCUGACCGUAAACGUCGUCGGACGCCUGUCAACGUAGACGACGACGACAGCGACGUUUCAUAUGGCCCUCCACCUCCAGAACCUUCGUCAUCCGCACACAAACCUGACUACGACGAGAUACGUGCACAAGUGGAGGAGGAACGGUUUAGAGAGAAGAUGUGGGGUGCAUAUGGAGACGAUGAGCGUUUGGAUUCUGUAGAAGCGAGGUUCAACGACUAUGCACAUGUCCCUCAUCGCUGGAGAGCAGGCGGGACAUAUGAUGGCUAUCCAAAUAAUGAGCCCGCGACAGACCCAAAAUUCAUGGAUGACGACGAGUAUGCAGAGUGGAUAAGAGAGGGAAUGUGGAGGAAAACUCAUGCCCAUGAAUUCGAAGAGCAGGCUCGCAAAGAAAGCGAAAGAGUUGCUCGACGUGCUCGCGAUGCAGAACUGAAAGCAGAGACGAAGCGACUUGAAAAAGCUGCAGAGGAAGCAAGGAGACGGAAGAAGCGGGACAAAGACAGACGGAAAAAUCGCGAAUAUAGACUGGAAUAUGAUCGGCGGUGGAAAGUGUUGUUGGAAGGAAAUGAAUCGUUGGUGUUCGAGGAUAUACCCUGGCCGUCAUUCUCUGUCCGACUACCUGCUGAAAGCAAGUCUCGGGCGAGUGCAGUGAUAUCUGUGGAAGGCCUGACAGCACAGGAAAUAUCCGCCUUUCUUAUACCUGUCUCGACGACAGCUGCUCUGGCACGGGAGGUUGGAGUGGGUUUGCCUCCAGACGAGCGGGAGCGUAAGGAGAGGAAGGAGAAACUUAGAGAGACAAUGCUUCGAUUCCACCCAGAUAAAUUCGAAGGACGGAUAUUGAGUCGAGUUAGAGAGAAAGAUAAGGUCAUUGUGAAGGAAGCUGCCGAGGAAGUUGCGAGAGUUCUUACAACGCUAAUGGGGGGCUAGAUAUCGUGGUCAGCCGCAGACGAGAGCUAGCAUGGGUAAUAACCAAUAUUUUCUACAGUAUAUCGCCUGGCGCAAAUUCAAGGAGCUGCUGGCAAACGCGUCCCUGUAGUUUACCAUAGAAUUCGGUAAUCCUGCCGCACACAAUCAGCAGGCUCCAUUCGAUCGACAGACGCUCGCAGAAAAUGAAGUUUGUU
Serpula lacrymans var. lacrymans S7.9 is the source of this 1400-nucleotide messenger RNA. RefSeq lists its product as uncharacterized. The record is from RefSeq and is a predicted model, not a curated record. The transcript has 2 exons. The coding region runs from base 145 to 1206 and encodes 353 amino acids. Gene Ontology annotation, biological process: canonical NF-kappaB signal transduction. Lineage: Eukaryota; Fungi; Basidiomycota; Agaricomycetes; Boletales; Serpulaceae.